Messenger RNA from Contarinia nasturtii (swede midge), 2161 nucleotides. RefSeq names its product laccase-4-like. Gene Ontology annotation, cellular component: plasma membrane. Lineage: Eukaryota; Metazoa; Arthropoda; Insecta; Diptera; Cecidomyiidae. Bases 43 to 2094 code for a protein of 683 amino acids. Gene Ontology annotation, molecular function: oxidoreductase activity; copper ion binding. The transcript is spliced from 11 exons. Gene Ontology annotation, biological process: iron ion transport. The record is from RefSeq and is a predicted model, not a curated record.
UUGAAUUUUACAAAGUGUUCGGUUUGCGAUCCAACAGCAAGAAUGGUGCUUCAGUGUGUUACAAAAAAAUCGAUCAUAAUCGUUUUCUUCUGCUUAAUCCCACUGACGAUGGGUAGCUGUGGACCUAAUUGCCAUUGUGGAACCAAUUGUCAAUGUAAAAACAAAUAUUUAUCUACAAUGGAAUUAAUGGAGAGAUUCGGCCAGGAGGGAACCAAAUUCAACGAUAGUCGAAGCUGUUGGCGUGUAUGUGAUGGCAAACCAAGAACUUGCUAUUAUCACUUAAUGUUUGAGCAUUAUGAUACAAUGUCAGGAUUAUGUCUUAAUUGUCCGACUAAUAUGACCGAUUGUUACAAUUCUGGUUGCCUACCAACGAACGGAGUUCAACGUGUUGUUACGACAAUAAAUCGUGGCAUUCCCGGCCCUGGGAUUCACGUUUGUAAAGGUGAUCGUAUCAUUGCCGAUGUGAUGAAUCAUAUGCAUGGAUGUGAAACCUCAGUUCAUUGGCAUGGAAUUUUACAAACAAAAACACCCCAUAUGGAUGGUGUACAAAUGGUUACGCAGUGCCCAAUCCCAUCGGGAACCACAUUCCGUUAUGAUUUUGAAUGUCCAGAACCUGGCACAAAUUGGUAUCACUCGCAUUCUGGUGUGCAAAGAACUGAUGGCAUUUUUGGAGCAUUGGUUAUUCGAAAUGAAAAGGAUCCAAAUGCAGAUUGUUACGAUACCGAUUUGCCACAACACACGAUCAUAGUAUCUGAUUGGAUGAACCAAAUGGGCGAAGCAUUUAUGCCAGGUACCAGAAACGGAAUAUUAAGACCAGAUAGCAUUCUGAUUAAUGGUUGUGGAACUUUCAAUCCUUUAAUUGGAAAUGCCACUUACGCACCAAUUGCUGUGUUUUAUGUUCAAAGAUACAAAAAAUCUCUUAUCCGUCUUAUUAAUGCUGGAUCACAAAAUUGCCCGACAGAAAUUCAUAUUCAAGGCUGUAAAUUAAAAGUGAUAGCGUCAGACACUUAUUCAGUUUAUCCAGUGAUAGUCGACCGAAUUGUUUGCCAACCAGGCGAACGAUUUGAUUUCGUUAUAGAACCACCAGAAGAUAAAGAUCAGAUAUUAAUGGUAGCACGUGCUUUGGGAGGUUGUGCGAGACUAUUAUUACAAGAAUUUGCCAAAUUUAUUGUUGUAGGCAAUGUAUAUACACAUAAAGGUCGAAUUGAAGACCAUCAACCAUUAAAUCCAAGGCCAAGCUAUCUAUCACUGGAGGAUGCAAAUGCUACUUACUUGAAUCAUCCAAAUACGGAUUGCAGUAAUCUAAAUGGGAAAGACUAUUGCAUUGCUCGCUUAGUACAAAAAGGGGCAACUUGCGAAAACUUACGAAAUGCAAAAAUCGCAAAACGCAUUAAUCUUGAGUUCCGAAAUUCGGUUGUUAGCGUUAGACCAAGUUCAUACUUAACUGUUGGUAAUAAUGUCUUAAGAUCUAUGAUAAAUAACAUCUCAUUCAUUCAUCCUUGGAAACCCAUACUUACCCAAAAUUAUUCCGACGUUCCAUUUUGUGAUGCUGAACAUUUACCACUGGGCUGCAGCCCAACAACAAUUUGCGAAUGUAUUCAAGUGAUUAAACUAGAGCUGUGUAAAAUCUAUGAAUUUCAUGUGUAUGAUACCGGAGUGCCUGGAGGAGCAAUCUCACAUCCAUUUCAUUUGCAUGGCUACGGUUUUCAAGUGUGUGACAUGGGAACUCGGGCACAACUUGAAAAUGGUACAACACCAUAUCCGAAUUUGAAAUAUGCACCACCGAUUAAGGACGUUAUAAACAUUCCCCCUGGGGGUUUUGUUCGAUUAAGAAUAAGAGCAUGCAAUCCCGGUUUCUGGUUAUUUCACUGUCAUUUUGAGUUCCAUAUGAUGACGGGAAUGAUGGCCAUCAUUCAAGUUGGCGAAAAAUCCGAUAUGGUACAGCCACCAGCUUAUUUCCCAAAAUGCGGUAAUUAUGAACCAUACACCAAAAUACCCAAGGAUCAAAUAAUAGAUUUACCACCAAGAGAACACUCCGAUCAAACAAAUAAUGAACCCGACGAGGAAAUGCCCUUUGAUCACUCAAUGCAUUGAUGUAGGCUAUUAAAAAAUGAUCGAAUUUACUGAAAAUAUAUUGUGUUUCAAUUCACAUUCUCAUGUA